GUCAUUCCACCAACUUCUUUCUUAAAUAACCACUACCUUUACUGUCAUGAAGCUCUCUAUCCUCUCUUUUGCCCUCGCCAGCGCUGCUCUCGCGGUCAGCGCCAGCCCUCUCCGUGUUGUUGUCGUAUCCAGCAGCAUUGAGACCGUCAACAGCGGGUCUGUCGGCGGCUCUCACCAUAUUCAGUCCACGCACAUCGAGUUCAAGGAGGGAGCGGCUGUCGUCAAGCACACCCCUUGCAGCGCUAGUCGAUUCCGCCAAAAGGCCAAGAGCAUGGUCGCCACUUUCCGUCUCGCGCUUGGAUUCUCUUCCAAGUCCGGCGACAAGAAGCUUCACCAUCACCAUCACCACCACCAUAAAGACGAGAAGAAUUCGCACAAGCACAAAGAGUCCGCAGCACUUCCCCUCAUUUCUCUGCUGUCUCCGUCCGGUCCGAAGCCGGACAGGGUGCUCGUCUUCCCCGUCGACGUCAAAAUGACGUCUCAUCAUGCACACAAGGAGGAGUCGUUCCUCAUGCGUGUGCACGUCGCCCUGAUGUCGCUUGGGCCGUGGGAGGGCCGUGCCGUCGCCUUUGUUCUCGGCUGUGGCAUCGGCGUCCUCCUGCGCAUGGUCUGGGUGCUCCUCAUCGUAUCCUACCGCCUGAUCAAGGGCCCCAGCCCCGAACAAGAUGAGUACACCGUUUUCGACUUUGAUGACGCAGAGGAGCUCUUUGUUGCCUCGCCUCAGUACAGUUACCCCGUCGAAAAGGUCGCGAUGAGCGAACCUACUGAAGCAGAAGAAAGCAAGUGAAUAGCCGUAGACUAAUGUAUCCCCUGCGAUCCCAUUUGUACCAUCGGACUCUUUAUCCUCCUGUUAUGCAAAAAUCUUUGCUCGCGA
Molecule: messenger RNA, 874 nt
Organism: Mycena citricolor
Lineage: Eukaryota; Fungi; Basidiomycota; Agaricomycetes; Agaricales; Mycenaceae
Source: the annotation of a GenBank genome assembly